This is a messenger RNA of Penicillium oxalicum, 3270 nucleotides long. It is a transcript of the gene niiA, whose product is annotated as nitrite reductase niiA. The transcript has 8 exons. Gene Ontology annotation, molecular function: 2 iron, 2 sulfur cluster binding; nitrite reductase [NAD(P)H] activity; flavin adenine dinucleotide binding. The record is from RefSeq and is a predicted model, not a curated record. NCBI's taxonomy places the organism in Eukaryota, Fungi, Ascomycota, Eurotiomycetes, Eurotiales, Aspergillaceae. The coding region runs from base 1 to 3270 and encodes 1089 amino acids.
AUGCCCCCAGUAUUAGAUGGGCUUCGGCAUAGCGAGCCGAUCGACGGCAGCGCCAGUCCGCGUGUUCACCCUCAGCAUGACAAGUCGCGACAAAAGAUUGUCAUUGUUGGGCUGGGGAUGGUAGCGAUCGCUUUCAUUGAAAAAUUGAUUAAACAAGACACGGCCGGCCAGUACGACAUUCUCGUAAUCGGAGAAGAGCCAUACAUUGCCUACAAUCGAGUAGGCUUGUCGACGUUCUUUGAGCAUCGCAAGAUCGAGGACUUGUACCUCGAGCCAACGGAAUGGUAUGCCUCAUUCAAAGAUCGCAAAUUCGAUUACCACCUCAACACCCGAGUGGUCGCCAUUCACCCAGAAAAUCAGACCGUUCAAACAUCAUUAGGGGACAUCGUCUCCUACGACAUCCUGGUGUUGGCCACGGGCUCCGACGCGGUUCUGCCCACUCACACUCCCGGCCACGAUGCCAACGGAGUCUUUGUAUACCGCACGAUCCAGGAUCUGGAACGACUCAUUGACUUUGCAUCACAUCACAAGGGACAGACGGCCGUCACGGUCGGAGGUGGCUUACUGGGUUUGGAAGCGGCCAAGGCGAUGACCGAUCUCGAAGACUUUGGCAACGUCAAGUUAAUUGAUCGUAACAAAUGGGUACUGGCCCGCCAAUUGGAUUCCGACGCUGGUUCGUUGGUGACUCGCAAGAUUCGUGAUCUUGGGCUCGAUGUUCUUCAUGAGAAGCGAGUCAAGACCGUCAAUACCGAUGGGGAGAAUAACGUGGUGGGAAUCACUUUUGAGGACGGAGAGCAGAUCGACUGCUGCUGUAUUUGUUUCGCGAUCGGUAUCAAACCAAGAGACGAGCUUGGGCAAUCCGCGGGCAUCAAGUCAGGCACUCGGGGAGGUUUCGUGAUCGGGGAAAGUCUUCAAACCUCCAUUCCCAACAUCUAUGCCGUGGGCGAAUGUGCAAGUUGGGAGAACCAAACCUUCGGCAUUAUCGCUCCCGGCAUCGAAAUGGCAGACGUGCUUGCGUACAAUCUAACCCAUGGCCCUGAGGAGCACAAGCGCUUUAGUCGACCCGACCUCAGCACCAAGCUGAAACUUCUCGGGGUCGACGUGGCCUCCUUUGGAGACUUUUUUGCAGAUCGAGAUGGUCCCAAAUUCUUGCCCGGCGCGCGUCCAGCCGCCAUUGACCAAACCCUGACAGACGAGCGCCGAGUCGAGGAACCGCCCGUCAAGGCAUUGACGUACAAGGAUCCCUUUGGAGGCGUGUAUAAAAAGUACCUGUUUACCAUGGAUGGGAAAUUCCUCCUUGGUGGUAUGAUGAUUGGUGAUACCAAAGACUAUCUCAAGUUGAACCAGAUGGUCAAGAGCCAAAAAGAGCUUGAUAUACCACCAAGUCAGCUCAUUCUUGGGGCACAAGGGGACGGCGACGAGAAUGCCGAUGAUCUGGAUGACGGUGUGCAGAUCUGCUCCUGUCACAAUGUGACCAAGGGCGAUGUGGUAGAAUCCGUCAAGAAUGGGACUUGCAAAACGAUGGCCGAGGUCAAGUCGUGCACAAAAGCAGGAACGGGCUGCGGUGGCUGUCUGCCACUCGUACAGUCUAUUUUCAAUAAAACCAUGAAGGAAAUGGGCCAAGAAGUUUCGAAUCACUUGUGCCAACACAUUCCUUACUCCCGGGCCGAUCUCUAUAACAUCGUUGCCAUCAAACAGCUCAAGACAUUCCCCGAGGUCAUGCAGGUUGCAGGCAAUCAUCCGGAAUCCCUAGGAUGUGAACUGUGCAAACCGGCCAUCGGAUCGAUUCUGUCCAGUUUGUUCAACCCACAUAUCAUGGACAAAGGGUACAACGAUCUCCAAGAUACCAAUGACAAAUUUCUGGCCAAUAUCCAGCGCAACGGCACGUUUUCCGUCGUCCCUCGAAUCGCCGGCGGGGAAAUCACGGCGGACAAACUGAUUGCAAUCGGCUCGGUUGCCAAGAAAUACGGGCUCUACUGCAAGAUCACCGGUGCGCAACGGAUCGACAUGUUUGGUGCCAAGAAACAGGAUCUGCUGAGCAUUUGGACGGAACUCGUCGAUGCGGGAAUGGAAAGUGGCCAUGCGUAUGCCAAAGCACUUCGUGCGAUUAAGAGCUGCGUCGGGACGACCUGGUGCCGGUUCGGUGUCGGGGACAGCGUUGGCAUGGCUGUUCGACUGGAAGAACGAUACAAAAGUGUUCGCGCGCCACACAAAUUCAAAGGUGCCGUCUCGGGCUGUGUGAGAGAAUGCGCUGAGGCUCAGAACAAGGAUUUCGGGCUCAUUGCAACCGACAAGGGGUUCAACAUCUACGUUGGUGGAAACGGCGGCGCAAAACCUCGUCAUUCGGAGUUACUGGUCACGGAUGUGCCUCCAGAGAUGGUGAUGCCCAUCAUCGAUCGCUACCUGAUCUUCUACAUCCGGACCGCCGACAAACUUCAGCGAACUGCCCGCUGGAUCGAGAAUCUCCCCGGGGGGAUCAACUACCUGAAGGAGGUGAUCAUCGACGACAAGCUCGGGAUCUGUGCCGAUAUGGAGCGACAGAUGCAAGAGCUCGUGGACAGUUACUUCUGCGAAUGGACCGAGACGGUUCGAGAUCCCAAACGCAGAAAGGUCUUUCAACAAUUCGCCAACACGGACGAGACCGUGGAAACGGUCGAAGUCAUCCAAGAACGAGCUCAGAAUCGACCCACCUACUGGCCGGCAACCUCUGCGCAGGAGGAUUUCAAAGGCCACCAAUGGUCCAGCACUUCCUGGCAGCCACUCCUUCGCGCUGAUCACUUCUCAGACGAGCCUCCGCGGGUCUCUUCGGCGAAUGUGAAGCGAGGGGACACGCAGCUGGCCGUGUUCAAGAUCAAGGGCAAAUUCUACGCCACGCAGCAGAUGUGUCCUCACAAGCGUGCCUUUGUACUUUCGGAUGGAUUGGUCGGAGACGACGAUGCGGGCAAAUACUGGGUCUCGUGCCCGUAUCACAAGCGCAAUUUCGAACUCAACGGGGAGCAGGCAGGACGGUGCUCCAACGAUGAAAGUAUGAACAUUGCGACUUUUCCGGUCGAGGAGCGAGAGGAUGGAUGGGUGUAUGCCAAGCUUCCACCGGUGGAAGAGCUGGAUGCGAUACUGGGAACGGAAAGAUGGAAGGUCAAGAAGGGCGAAGCCCCGGAUCCAUUCCACAAGAUGGAUAAACGAUACAAGGGGAUGAAGGGCAAGAAGAUCUCUGCCGGGGAAGGGCAGUCGAAAUCGCUGGCACAGCCUGCCAAGGGAAUUGACUGGUAG